ACUCUGAUCACCAUGGCAACUAACUUCACCCUAGACCAACAAUGUGAAGGAAAGGAGUGUCAAUCAAUCACAGAUGUGACGUACUACGUGGAGGAGAAGAAGAGACUGUGUGAUGACUGCGCCUCUAAAGAAGGAUGCAUCGCAAGAGUUAAAAGGGGUGUACCUAAUAUUUAUUGUGAAGAACAUGAUGAAAAGGUAAAAUUAUAUUGUAAAAGUCAUGGUAAAGCAUUGUGUUAUUCAUGCGCUAUGAUCAAACACCGGCAUCCUUGCCAGCGACAAGAUAUAAAUGAUGCAAUAAAAGACAGUGGGGCGAGGCUUACAGUUCUAAAAGAAAAAGGGAGGGACAAAUUGAAAGAAGGUCGUCUGUAUGAAGAUGAAAUUGACCAAUGCACGAAAGACACAGACACCCAUCUACAAGCUUUGAAAGAUGAAGUUAAUUCGACAAUCAAGGAGGCGAUCAACAUAGAUAAAGCCAAGGAGAAGAUGCAUGCUGACAAAAUAAACCAAGAAUUCGAUGAUCGGAAUCAAGUACUUCAAGAAGAGAUAAUGAAGAUUAAUGCGAAGAUUCGAAAGAACAAUAAGGAGAGAGAGAAACAACUUGAAUUAAUCCAUACAAAUGCACAGAUUAGACAAAGACACAUGGACAAUAAGAAGAUUGGUCUUCAUAGAGAAAUUGAUAACAUUGUUAAAGAGAAGGAUAGGAAGAUCAGAGAGUUGAUGAAAUCAUUGCAGGAUUACACAAAAACAAUAGAGAAUGCAAUACAAACCAUAGAUACAGUACUAGGAGACGAUAAAAACAUUGUUAAAGACGGUCAUAGUGUGAACAUGUCAGUGAGUGAUAAACUAAAGAAACCACUUUAUAAGAAUUAUGUGAAACAAAUCACUGAUAGAAUAUCGGGCGUUAUGUUUGUGAAGGGUGUUGGGAGAGAGAAGUAUGAUGGUAGGAUUGGUGGGUAUGAUGGCGAGUGGAUGCUUAGUGAUACAAUCAAUGUCAAAGAUGAAAUUACAUGCCCAAUUAUUGUGGGUUGCAUAGAUGAAUGUAAUGUGAUCAUCACAGAUGUGGAGCCAGAUAGCGAGCAUACAUACAUGUUAGAUAUGAACACUAAACACAUUCAGAGAGUGAUAACAGGUACUGAUAUAUCAUGUGUAAUCUCCUGUGCAUUACUGAAUGAUGACAAGAUAGUGUGCGGUAGAUACUGUGAAGGUUGUACAGGGAAAUUUUAUACUGGAUCCAUCAGUGUAUAUAACAGACAAUGGAUACACAUUAAUGACGUCACAAUACCAAGAAACAAAUCUUACGAUAUCGCGUCAUCUUCUGGUCGCUUAACUCGUCUUUUCUCUCGGUUAACUUUUAAAGAGGUUAAGCACACAACGGACGAUACCUCAUUGGUGUAUGUAGCUGUUGACCGUGAUGGGAUGAUCAUCGCUGCUGAGUGGGGUAAGUCUAAGAUAUACGUCAUCAACCCAGCUGAUAGUAAGAUCGUGAAUACCAUCAAAUGUAAAGAGGAUGUAGUGAUGCGAGGUGUGCUAUCAUCAGGUCACAUCAUCGCCCAACCUGGUGAUAAGAGAAUACUAAUCAUAGACAGACAGGGUGGUCAAAGGGAAAUCCCCCACAGUGAUGUCAUCUGUGAUGUAAGUGUUGAUCCUAUAACAGACGACCUCUACGUCGUGACAUCAGAUGAUGAGUUCAAGACGUGUAUGAUUGAUCAGGUGAUGGGUGGGAGUGAAGUGAAGAAGAGAAGAGUGACGUCAUUCCCUCUAUCAAUUAGAAUGACUGAUGAGGAUGAUAGGUUGGAUUGCAUUUUAUCAUCUCGUGUAAUGAUCUCAUCAUUAGGCAAGAUAAUUGCUUGUGAUGGAGAUAGUAUUCUCGUAUUCGAAAAGAGAAUCUCACUAUAG
Molecule: messenger RNA, 1896 nt
Organism: Lytechinus variegatus (green sea urchin)
Lineage: Eukaryota; Metazoa; Echinodermata; Echinoidea; Temnopleuroida; Toxopneustidae
Exons: 1
Coding region: 13-1896 (627 amino acids)
Biological process (GO): positive regulation of DNA-templated transcription
Cellular component (GO): chromatin; nucleoplasm
Molecular function (GO): zinc ion binding; ubiquitin-protein transferase activity; protein binding
Source: RefSeq, a predicted model, not a curated record